Molecule: messenger RNA, 1179 nt
Organism: Lemur catta (Ring-tailed lemur)
Lineage: Eukaryota; Metazoa; Chordata; Mammalia; Primates; Lemuridae
Gene: CFAP161
Product: cilia and flagella associated protein 161
Exons: 7
Coding region: 58-963 (301 amino acids)
Biological process (GO): cilium assembly
Cellular component (GO): motile cilium
Source: RefSeq, a predicted model, not a curated record
GCGACGGGACACGCUAACGGGUGGCCUUGCCUCGGAGACCGCUCCCUGCACGGCAGGAUGGCGCAGAACCUGUACAGCCCGCGGGUCCGGAUGGGCAACUGGAACGAGGACGUGUACCUGGAGGAGGAGCGCCUGAAAGACUUCUUAAAGAAGCGGGAUGAGGGAGAACUUCUCAUACAGAGAAGCAGAAGACUGAAAAAGAACCUUCUGAGACCGAUGCAGCUCUCCGUAUCUGAAGACGGAUAUGUUCAUUUCGGUGACAAAGUGAUGCUUGUGAACCCCGACUAUCCCGAGACAGAAGCUGACGUGUCCCUGGGCGGGGACCUGGCGCUGAGCAUGACUCCAGAUGAGAUCCAAGCCCAUCUGAGCGAGGAACUAGAGGUGCCCUGUGGUCUGAGUGCGGUUCCAACCAAGAUCCCGGUCGGCAGAAACACUUUUAUCAUUUUGAGCACAGACAGAGAUUCCAGUGGUCAAGUCCUCAGGUACGGGCAGGACUUUCACCUCGGGAUAACAGGAGGGUUUGAAAACAAGAUGCUGUACUUAACGAGCGACCACAGGACUCUUCUGAAGUCGUCCAGGAAGUCUUGGCUCCAGGAGGUAUACCUGACAGACGAGGUCUCCUACAGGAGCUGCUGGCAGGCUGCCUCGCCCGACCCGCAGCUCCGCCUGGAGCACGAAGGCUUCCCCGUCCCGGCAAACGCCAGAGUCCUCAUCAAUCACUGCCACACGAACCGCGGCCUGGCGGCCCACCGCCACCUCUUCCUCAGGACCUACUUUGGGAAGGAAGCAGAGGUCGCGGCUCACACGCACCUGGAUUCACACCGAGUUGAAAAGCCGAAGAACCACUGGAUGCUGGUGACCAGGAACCCCAGGAACGACUCGCCCACCAUGCUGGGCCUGCCCAGACCGCCGGCCGAGGACACGCGAGCCGUGGAGCAGGCCAUGGGCCUGAACACGCAGUGACACGCCAGCACACGUGUGUCCUCUCGGGCUCUGCUCUCCUCAAAUGUAGCUUUAAAAGAACUUUAACCUUGCUCACGCCUCAAGCAAUUUUGAAGUAAGGUAUAGCGCUCUCUGAGAGCUGUAUUAGAACUAAGGCUGUGUUAAGAUUAUUGAACUUGUGGGGGGAGUCUGGGGCUAGACUCCCCAGGUCUGGGAAUAAACAGCUUUGGAAAAUGA